AAGCUCCUCUGACUGAACUCCCUCAAAAGAAUAUCAAAUAGCAGCAGCUCAUUCAGAACAUUGCAGCUUGGGUUCUGACCAGAACCAAAAAAAAACUAUUACAAUACUGGAGGUCUGGUAAAUAAAUAGAGCGAGUUGGGAUCAAUGGCAGCUGCUCAGUGGCAAAGAAAGACGCAUUACUGACAGAUGGCCAGAGGCACCGAGGAAACCAUUGAAUGUUUUCUUGGCUCGCCACGUCAAAGAUGCUUUGUUGUCUUACUGUACCUGCAAUGCCAUGACGACAGCAGUAAACUGGACUUAAAGGAGCGCAACUCAUGCAGGACACUUUGGAGCUCAAUCCUUUUAUUAACUCGCUGUGGAGGUUCAGAUGGUACGAUAUGGCUCAAUCGGAAAAAGUGUUCAUUGAAAAUCUGCAACAUGCCAAACACCGCCGGCACUUUUUCCUGCGGGCUCGACCAUACAGGGGAGAACUUCCCACAGUGGCAGGGUUUCUCCUCUACCCGGACACCCCCGCCAAGAUGGAGACCACGUCUCGGGAGGCUUUCUGCUUCAGGACCGUGCCACCACGAGACGGCGUGAAAAGUCAAAGUUCCCUUCCAGCUGCCCAGACGUCACAGCAGACUCGCCAUUGCCGUCCAGUAUCCUUGAGACAAACACAAAGUGGAAAGAGCAAGCAUCUGGAGAUAGAUGAGCAAGUAGACAUCUGUGAGCCAAACCAAGAUCCAAAGAUGCUGUCUCAGUACCAGAAGGACUUUCCGCCUCCGUCUUCCUGGUGCAGGAGGAGAACCCCUGCCCUGCCGCAGCCGGACAACAUUGGGAUCAACCCGGCUUUCAGGAUCGAGUUCGGGACAAUCCACAGGGAGACUUACCCCAACUGGCAUGACCCUUGAACUGGAGCCGCCCUGUCCACCAUUGCUGAAUGACCUUCCAGUAACAUCUGUGAAGCACCUCAUCCAACUGAACCAAUCUCUUCAAGUCAGAUAAAAGAUAAAACCAUUGCAAAAGCAGUCACCCAGUGGUCAAGUAGAUAUGCCGCCCGUAGCCACUAGGGGGCGUAUUGGGAUCAAAUACGCUAUGACCUGGUGCAUUUUCCAGAAUGGAACGCCAAGAUGAGUGACUAAACACCUUUCAUAAUAAAGUUUUAAUAUGACAAAUAACACAACAUUUUGCAAAGAUUUUUGUGCUGUGAUAAAAAUAGAGUGGCCGCAAAAAAACAACGAAAAAUAAAGUUAUCCAGGUUCACUUUUUAAGUUUCAUCUCCUUUCUCGGUGCCUGCUCCUGUCUCGGUAGCGGUUGUCCUCCCUUCCUCUGGUUCCCUUCUCGUCCGUGUCUCGGUCCCAGUUAACCCGGUUGUCUCUAUUGUUCCAGUUGUCUCUGUUGUCACGGUCUCGCCGUCCGGAUCUCUCCCACUCCUUGCGCCCGCCGCCCUGCCACUCUUGCUGCGAUGGUCCAGCUCCCAGGUUGAUGGGCUUCCGGAAAGGUCGAUCCCUGCCGCCGAAGCGCAGCUGCCCGGACUCUUUCUUUCCUCCUAGCCCGCCGCCGAGCCGCCUGGGGAUCCAGCCUGUAAGGGUUCGCUCUAGCUCGAAAUCCACGAACAACUCUUGCUGGUCCACCACCAGCUUGUUGGCGUCCCGACGAGCUCGCACCACGGCCCGCUCCUCCUUGUACUCGACAAAGGCGUAGCGCUUGGAGAAGCCCGUGACCACAUCACGAACCAACCGGAGCCGCUUUAUGUCGCCGAAUUUAGAGAAGGCCUGGUGUAGUUUAUCCUCGGUGGUGCUCGGGUUGAGUCGAGCUACAAAGAGCGUGAGAAGCGGAUCUCCCACGACGCCUUUGUUGGGCUUGUAGCGGGCGCACAUCCCCCUCCACACGGCCCGGUCGUGGGGCUCCACAUCGGUGCCGUCAAUACUCCCGGCUUUCAGCGGAUCGUACACCUUAGCGAUAGCGCUCCAGUCCGCCAUUUCCCGGCUGUUUUCUUUGCCUGUGGCUCGUUAAAACUAAAACAGAACGGAAAACAUCCGCGUAGCUUUCUCCACAGGGGUUCCGCUUGACCG
Messenger RNA from Syngnathus typhle (broad-nosed pipefish), 2054 nucleotides. RefSeq lists its product as uncharacterized. The coding region runs from base 315 to 890 and encodes 191 amino acids. The record is from RefSeq and is a predicted model, not a curated record. The transcript has 3 exons. Lineage: Eukaryota; Metazoa; Chordata; Actinopteri; Syngnathiformes; Syngnathidae.